UGCGCAGAGUUGGACGGCGAGCCCGCGGAGCGACCGCGACCUCCGUCGCCGGACUCGACGGCGGGGCGGCAGAGCGUGUACAACGAGGACCUGGUGGCGUCGCUGGUGUGCGCGGCGUGCGCGCACUACAUGGUGGCGCCCAUCGAGCAGUGCAAGCGCGGCCACAACAUCUGCAAGUUCUGCCGGCGGCGCGCGCACCAGCACCGCUGCCCCGUGUGCAGCGCGCGCCUCUCGGGCAUCCGCAACGUCGUCGCCGAGGACAUGGCGCGCAAGCUGCUCUUCCCGUGCGUGCACGCGCACGCCGGCUGCUCGCGACAG
Molecule: messenger RNA, 318 nt
Organism: Gryllus bimaculatus (two-spotted cricket)
Lineage: Eukaryota; Metazoa; Arthropoda; Insecta; Orthoptera; Gryllidae
Source: the annotation of a GenBank genome assembly